This is a messenger RNA of Aspergillus campestris IBT 28561, 3498 nucleotides long. Its product is annotated as tetratricopeptide repeat protein. Bases 1 to 3498 code for a protein of 1165 amino acids. Gene Ontology annotation, molecular function: protein binding. NCBI's taxonomy places the organism in Eukaryota, Fungi, Ascomycota, Eurotiomycetes, Eurotiales, Aspergillaceae. The transcript has 12 exons. The record is from RefSeq and is a predicted model, not a curated record.
AUGGGUUACAGUCAGGGCGCGUCGCCGCCCACUGACCGGGGCGCCGUUGAUAACAACCAAUCGAUACAAUGUGAAGCGAAAAAGGAACUCGCAAAGCAAAUCGUCCUUGGAGACGCUCCCCACGGCUCUUCUACACGCUUAGGAGCCAAGCCCUUGAUUUUACGGGCUUCAGAUGUCCUAUUGUCUUUGUCAGGCAGGUCUGUCGACGGUAUGCUUUUGGCCCCCUACGCGCAGGACCCAUCACCCGGUGUCGAGAACUUCCAGGAAGCACUGCGCCUGUUCCCACCAUUUCGAGAUGACGACGGAGCAACCCUCGGGGCCGUGGAUGUCAAAUGCCCGGAUUGCGACGCCGUCUAUUCUUCACAGAACGAAUUAAAACAACACUACCUGACCAGGUUUUGCCCUGGCGCUGCUGUCGCUGUCUAUGUGAUGACCCGAGACCGUCUGAUCACCAAGGGCUAUCGCAUGGAAAAGCGACUGGUGUCCUUCGAUUGUCGACCGAUCCGGUUCUUUUGCGGCCACUGCGACAGACAUUUUGCCAUUGGGCCUGAAGACGAGCGAAUCGAGAGACCAAGGGAUACGCCAUCCUUCGUCGAUUGCAAGAAUUGCGGAGAAAAUUGUAACAUCUCAUAUGAGCCGAUCUUGAACGAUCCACGGGACGAUGCCAGUUUUCGAGACACAACGGCCAGUGCCGCUCGCAGUCGGAGUCCCAGCAUUGGCCAGAAGGGCUCCCUAGGGUCCAGAAUCUCCAUGACCGCCAGUCCAAAUGGCGAGCAGACCCUCGCCAAGAGGGCUCGACGGAUACGGGACUCGUGGUCUUUCAGAAAAACGUCCCAGAGCGACGAAGACGAGCUGGUUGCAAUAAGUUUCGCCGGGCUGUACGACCUGGAAAGGAUCCACGCGCCUCACGGUAUCUAUCAGCAGUUCGAAGCGUGCGGACUAGGGGCCCAUGUCCUGCAGUCGAAUGCGAGUUUCACCUCCAGCGUCCCUCACGAUCUAAUGGCAGCAGACCCCAAAAAGGGAUUGUGUGAGGAAGAUGAGCAUCACCGGAACCAUCUAGCCAACACAGGGGAUGAGUAUAUGAAAAACGAAGCUGCGUGCGACCCACGUCUGUCACCACGAAAACAAACUCUUCUCCAGAGAAUUUUUGGGCGCAUGAGCCCUAAAGGGAUAUCACGGUCACGCUCCACAUCAAACAAAGGCAAACGGUUGAUUAAACGAGCAAACACCAUCCGAUUCUCCUUAGUAGGGAGGCACCCAAAGAACGAAGACAAGCUGCAUACCAUCGAAAGCGUACGAAACUCCGUCGAUUCGCAGCCCUUGCAGGCCGCCGACAGGCAGUCAGCUACUCCCUCGCCCAUCUCCGAUGCAGAGUACAUUGCCCUGCUUCGGGGGAGUCAGAACAUCCUUGUUCACCUACAACACCUGCCCGGUGGCGUAGUCAUUCACGACGUCUCUGGCCGCCAAAGGAUCCUCUCGAUAGAUGAGGUCGCGCUGCUUUUCUUACGAGUGAAAGACGAAUCGGCUGCGGCAAAUAUUCAUUCCCGAGUCCUCACGACACGACUACGAGCCGACUCAGCGCUAAAAAGCGGAAACGCCCGAGGUGCAGUGGUUGAAUAUCACGAUGCCUUGAGACUGCUCGACAAUGCACCGGCCCUCGAUGUAGAUCGGUUGUCACGGGCAUCGAUUUUGCACUCUCUGGGCCAGGCCUAUCGUAACCUCGACAUGCCGGCCGAGUCAGAAGCAUGCUAUUUGGAAUCCUUGGGGCUCUACAAACGAACACUGGGAAGAGACCACCCCAAGAAUUUUGCCGUCCUACACGAUCUCGGUGCCCUCUGUGAACGAGAUGGGUAUGCCACAGAGGCAUCCGCUUUAUAUGAACGCUCAUUUGCCGGUCGACUAAAAACUCUUGGACACAAUGCGCCUGAAACUCUGAGCAGCAUGCAGGACCUUGCUUCUCUGAAGGUCCUCCUCGGAGACCUCGAAUCCGCACUCCUUCUUCUAGAACAGGCGGUCCCCGCCCUCGACACGGUGUUUGGACUACAAAAUGCCACAACCCUAAACGCGAUGAACCAGCUAUCUCUUUUGUAUCAAAAACUUGGAUUCGACAAGGAGUCCCGUACGAUAAGCGGCCGAACAAUUCCCCACUGCCGGACCUUCUUCGGCAUCACCAGCCCUAUCACCAGAGACGCUGUGGUGCGAUAUCUGCAGACCUCUGAGAACUUCGACUUCCCCGCUGAGAUCAAGGACGUCCUUGAGCAAUACCAGCGUUCCCAGGAUCCGGAUGCCCUCCGGGUGAUCCACCGCUUGGGCAGGUCCUAUAUGGACGCGGGCCUCAACCGUGAUGCGUCCGAGCUCUUCGAGACACUGGUGGAGGACUUCCUCGUCGUGAAAGGCCCCGAAGCCCCUGAGACAUUCGAUGCUCUCAGCGCACUGUGCGUCUCCCGUGAACACCUAGACUCCAUCGACAAGGCUAUCCUCGCCUACAAGCAACUUGUCCACAUGGCCAGUCGCACUCCGGAAAAGCAUCAAUCUCGGACACGAAUCAGCUACGCCGAGAAACGGAUCGCGGCACUGAAUCGACGGCGGGAGUUACUGGCCGCAGAACGCAAGGAGUGGGGAUUGCACGAGCCAGGACGGUGCGAGCACUGUUCGAAUUCCACCACGGUCCUAUGCAACACCUGCAAGAUCUUCCGCUUCUGCAGCGACAAAUGCCACAGCAAUGGCCUGGCGGCCCACCUCCCCCACUGCAUCCCAUCCGUCUCGCUACGCGAGUCCAAGUCUCUCGCCGUGAAACCAAAAUGCCCAACGGCUGCGCGCCAACAAGCCAUCUCCAAAAUCCGACACUUGGACAGCUCGCGUCCCAUCAACAUCACCGCAAGCUACACAUUCUACCUCGACCCGCGCAGCUUCACCACCUUCCGCAUGAAGCUCAACUCAGACACCAACACCCUCAUCCUCUUCUCCCUCGACGCAGACAUCCAGUACGCAAUGGUCGACAAUCCAGCCUCAGCCUCAUCGAGCAACCGGCCCCCCUCCCCCACAACAGCGGCAGCAAUAGCAUCAGCAACAGCUACAUCUUCAACAACCACAACAACAACCACCAGCGACAGCACCACCUCCACAGCAACAAUCCCCUGGCUAACCCCCGACCGCCAAGAAACCAUCACCUACGUGCCCGUCCCGUCCGCAAACCCACUCAGCCCAAUCCCAAGCCCACUCCCAAGCCCACACUACCCCAAAUCCAGACCAUCCUUCCCAGCGCAGCCCCCCACCAGCGGAGCGCGUUACGUGCUCGUCACCCCCGGCAAGGAAAUGCUCCGCACGGCGAUCGACAAGCGGAUAGGCGUGCGGGCCGGCGACGGCGAAAAGGAACGCUUCCGCGCAUUGCAAGGCCCGGAUACCGAGAUGAUCGAGUAUGCUCAGGGUUUGGGCCUGCUGCUCCCGGGGUAUCUUGGGGAGGCGUUCAUGUAUGUGAUUGAGUGGGUGUGGAAGUGA